Molecule: messenger RNA, 595 nt
Organism: Notothenia coriiceps (black rockcod)
Lineage: Eukaryota; Metazoa; Chordata; Actinopteri; Perciformes; Nototheniidae
Product: tensin-like
Exons: 6
Biological process (GO): fibroblast migration
Cellular component (GO): focal adhesion
Molecular function (GO): protein binding
Source: RefSeq, a predicted model, not a curated record
CAUUUUCACUGAAUGUCCCCCCUGUUACAGCGAUUGGCCUGCUGAGAGAGAUGGAGCCAGGAGCCUUCGUUAUUCGGGACAGUCACUCGUUCAGGGGGGCUUACGGCUUGGCCAUGAAGGUGGCCUCCCCUCCCCCCACAGUGCAUCAGAACAAGAAAGGUGACGUCAACAACGAGCUGGUCAGACACUUCCUGAUUGAGAGCAGCCCUAAAGGAGUGAAGCUGAAGGGUUGUCCCAACGAGCCGUACUUUGGCUGUCUGUCUGCCCUGGUCUACCAGCAUGCCAUCACACCGCUGGCCCUACCCUGCAAGCUACUUAUCCCAACCACAGAUCUCCUUGAGGAGGUGCCAGAAGUCGCUGCACCGAAUCCUCUGGCUGAGAGGUUGAAACAAGGAGCAGUGCAGAGGGCCCCUGCUGAUGCCCAUGCAUGCAACGUGCUCUACAUCAACUCAGUAGACAUGGAGUCCCUGACAGGCCCUCAGGCUGUUGCCAAAGCCAUAUCUGAGACACUGGCUGCCACCUCCCCAGCUGCUGCCACCGUGGUGCACUUCAAGGUGUCUUCACAAGGCAUCACAUUGACCGACAACCAGAGGAA